GCAUUCUCACGUGAUUGUCUCACGUAUCGUUAUGGCGGAAACUGCGGAAAAGGAGCCUAUGUCUGAUGAAGAAACAACAGAUGAGUCUGAGGAAGAUAUCAGUGAAGAAGAGCCCAAAUUGAAGUAUGAAAGGCUUUCUAAUGGAGUUGGAGAAAUCAUUCAAAAGGAUGUAGCCAGUUGCAUGACAAUCCAUGAGAAAUUUUUGGCACUUGGAACACAUUAUGGCAAAGUUUAUUUGUUAGAUGUCCAGGGAAACAUCACACAAAAGUUUGACAUUGUAAGUACAAAUUAUUUACCAUAUGACUAUUGCAACCUAAAAUACUGUGUUCAAAAUAAUAUAACAUUUAUACUUAAUUUAUUCUUCUGUGAGACAAUGAAAUUAUAUGAAGAAAUGUUAGUGAUGGUUAAAAGUUUUUAUGAAAAUGUGACAAAGAAUCAUAAGGAGAUGAUGGGAUUGUUCAAAGAUAAAGAUGUGAGUGUAGAAGACCCUCAACAAAUGGUGGGAAAAGAUUAA
Messenger RNA from Thamnophis sirtalis, 514 nucleotides. Lineage: Eukaryota; Metazoa; Chordata; Lepidosauria; Squamata; Natricidae. The record is from RefSeq and is a predicted model, not a curated record.